This is a messenger RNA of Aspergillus chevalieri, 2565 nucleotides long. RefSeq lists its product as uncharacterized. The transcript has 2 exons. Gene Ontology annotation, biological process: carbohydrate metabolic process. The coding region runs from base 1 to 2565 and encodes 854 amino acids. The record is from RefSeq and is a predicted model, not a curated record. Lineage: Eukaryota; Fungi; Ascomycota; Eurotiomycetes; Eurotiales; Aspergillaceae.
AUGCAAUCGACCUGGAGUUCGGUAUGGCUAUGGGGAAAUCUGCUGGUAUCAGGCAUUGCAGCAGCGCAGCGUGAAACCGUCGUGUAUCCCCAGAAAUAUCAAACAACAUCGCAUCAUACAGUAAACGCCUCGAGCUCGACCUGCAUCACUUUGUCGUCCUCUGAUGCAACUGCUAUUCUCGACUAUGGGACAGAAGUUGGUGGCUUUCCAGUAUUCGAUGUACAGUCAGUCUCAGGCCCAGCUCAGGUAGAAGCCAAAUAUUCCGAAUCCAGGGUUGCUCUGGACGCACCUUUCGCCGACGGUCCGUGGACGUUCUCAAAUGGGCUAUCCAACACAUUCCGUGUCGAGACCUUCAACGUCACUGAGCUGGGACAUGUCCAAUCCUUCCUCAUUCAAGGCGGCCUCCGCUGGCAGCGACUGCAACUGCUGAACCCGAAGAGUACUAUCAAGAUCUGCCGCGCGGGCAUCCGUUCUGCGAAUGGUCGAACAGCAAUCGAUGCUCUUCCAGGACACUUUGAAUGCUCGAACCCGCUGUACAAUGAGAUUUGGGCCUUGGGUCCACGAACACUGCAGCAGGCCUGUAUCGCAAACCACACGGCGCCGUCUACCUGGGAGGUAACUUCAGAUGGCGUGUAUCUCCGGGGACAGCAGCCAGCUGCAUCCGUCAAGGGUGCAUCCUAUGCGAACUAUACAAUGACCUUCCAGUCGAAGAUAGUCCGUGGCGGUACGGGCUGGAAGGUUGCUUCUGGCGUAACCGGAUACGGCCCAUACUUUGUGCUCACGAGCGAGUAUCCUUCUGAGUUGACAUUCUUGAAUACCAAUCGUACUCUUGUCCCCCCAAACACUUUGGUUGUUGGGUACGGAUAUAACCUGGUCAAUCAGACGUCACUGACAACAGGUGCCAUCAAGCAUUUUCCACUGUCGUUCAAUGUGACAGAGGGCGAGUGGUAUAACAUAUCAACUAGCAUCAACCAGACUGGCUAUUCUGUGUCCAUCAACGACCACCCGGCUGUCUUCGUUGCGCUAAAGUAUCUCCAAACCCCGAGUACCAGCAUCGGGAGCCCCAGUAGUCUCACUAGUGGCACAUGGGCCUUUGGACCGUACCAAGACCAGUUAGCCUACGUCAAGGACGUCAAAGUUCUGGCGCAGAAUGGGACAAUACUAUACCAGAAUCCCAUGGCCAACGAAUCAGUGCUCAAAGAAUAUGGUGUCAUGAUGAACAGCGAAUCCGUUUGUUUGGAUGGCGCCAAACGAGAUCGCCUGGUAUGGUCCGGAGACUUCACUCACACAUAUCGUGUCAUUUCGGCGAGCACCCACCGUCAGGAUUUCCUUACAGGCACAUUAGCCUACAGCCUGGACAGACAAGCUACGUCCGGUAUAUACGAAGGAUUCUUUUCCAUGUCGCCAACAAUGGGCCAAUCUGCGGAGUACGCUUUGAUAUACAACACCUUCGGAAUUCUGGAUUACCAAAUGCUCUUCCUCAACGCCUUUGCCGGCUACUACCUCGACUUCGCCGACGAUGCAUUCCUGCAAAAAUACUGGCCACAGGCAAAGAAGGGAGUCAAUGCAGUCCUGCCGCUGGUCGACAGCGCCUCUGGACUUGUCGUUUCCCAGUCUGUUCCAGGAUCCUUCUUCCUCGGCCCCGCGAAUGGAACCGCGCCUUCAGCUCUGCUAGUCUACACCCUCCAGCGCAUGGGAAGACUAGCCAACAUCAUGGGAGACACCAAGACGGCCACAAACUGGACCACAACAGCAACCCGCAUCUCCAAUGCCAUCAAUAACCAACUCUGGAACAACAAAACAGGAACCUACGGCGAGAGCUUAACCUCCCUCAACACAUCCUCCAUAACCGGCACAGCAUGGGCAAUUCUCGCAGACGUAGCAAACACCACCCAAGCCCAGCGCUCCAUCACAGCCCUCUCCUCCCUACGCUUAGGCAUCGGAUACAAAGAAUCAUCCUCGACCUCAAAUGCACGCAACACCCAGCUCUCUCCCAACCUCUCGGGCUUCCUCCUCGAAGCGCUCUUCCAACACAGCCGCUCCAGCACCACCCCACAGAACGCAACCACUGAGGCCAUUGGCGUCCUCUUAAACCAACUCUGGCCUGCCAUGGUAACACAGGAUAAAUACUACACAGGCACGGCAUGGGAAUACCUCGACGCCGUUGGUCGGCCAGGAUUAGACCUCUACACAUCUCACGCUCAUCCCUGGGGCGCGGCACCUACGUACGUUUUCAUGGAAUAUGUCCUUGGUAUCCAGUCUGUGACGCCUGGGUUUAAGGAGUGGGCGUUCAGACCUGCGUUGCUUGAUGUUGGAGUCUCUUGGGCUAGAGGGAGAGUCCCAACGCCGUAUGGGGCGAUUCAGGGGAAUUGGACAGUUGAUCAAAAGAGGAGGCAUUUGGAUUUGAAUGUUUGUGCGCCAAAGGGGACUAAGGGGACGGUUAGUUUGCCGUUGAAGGCGGAGUCGUAUACGGCUAAUGGGGAGGAGAGGAGUGUUGAGGGUGUAGGGUUAAAGGAGGAGGUUAGUGGGGGAGAGUGUACGAAGAUUUCUGUGGUUUUGAGGUGA